Messenger RNA from Panicum virgatum (switchgrass), 3939 nucleotides. RefSeq names its product N-acylphosphatidylethanolamine synthase-like. Gene Ontology annotation, biological process: phospholipid metabolic process. Bases 2892 to 3626 code for a protein of 244 amino acids. The record is from RefSeq and is a predicted model, not a curated record. The transcript is spliced from 9 exons. NCBI's taxonomy places the organism in Eukaryota, Viridiplantae, Streptophyta, Magnoliopsida, Poales, Poaceae.
ACCUUUUUCCGUGCGGCGACGAUUGGGAGCGCCGCCGCCCUUCGCCAGCGACCAACACCCACCAGACCCAUAAUAAUGCAGUGGGAUGAAAGGGGAAAACUACCUGCAGAAAACCACAGGCUUUCGAGAAAGUUCCUGUGCUUGUUGUCCAUAUUAGCUUUGAGAUGGUCAAGGAAGUCACUGAAGCUGCUCUCUUUGUACUUUGGGGGAUUUUCUUCAUCCACUAGCUCCUUGGCACAGGACUUCCAUGUGGUCACCAAUGUGAACAUGCAAAGCGUGUGGAAGUUGCUGAACCCUUUUCCAGAUUUUGCUGCUGGGGUCAACAACUUCAAGCCCCCCACAACUUGUGAGCAAGAUGGUAAGAAAUCCAUAAUCAGAAUGUGGAGCCAGUCCUAUAGUCGUGGCACUUUGUGAUGCUUUAGGGUAGCAGUUCACUGACAAUAGUUGGGAGCCUUCAUGAAAUUUCUCGUUCAGGUAUUCCUGGCCCAAUCCUAGGCCUUCUACUAUUGCUUCCAUCAGUUGCAAAGCCACCAUCCUUACUUCAGAAGCAUACUUUCCCAUGUAUUUCCUGGUUUCAGUAAGAAAAAAUGGGUCAUAUCAAUUCUUAGAAACAUGUUCGGCUCAUUUUUGUAGUUCUGGUUUGUAAAACGAUUUUUUUACAUAAAAAAACUGUUUACCUGUAGAUUGGUGGUUGCUGUGGCCAAUAUUGAAUCCAUUCGCUGAGUGGAUGGGCAUAAUGCUUUAGGAAUGCCCGGGACAUGCUAAUGCUAUCUUUUGAGCUUGUAUCAUAUCUAACAGGUCGUCGGAGGUCCUCCGAUGCAAACUUUUCCUUUGUCUCACUUGGUAGUUUGAAGAAAUCUGAAGCUGCUUCAAGAGCACAAUCCAUGACAGAUUGACUGAUCCCAUGGUUUAUAACCUGCAAAAUGGAGCAAUCAUCAGAGAUUAGGAAAGGGAAAUAAGCUGUCUUUGUUCUCUUAUAGUUUAGGAUCUGGCAAUGAUUUAUGAAAAGGCAAUAGACCAAGUUCUCUUCUGAAAACAAAAUUUGGCAUCACACCCUAAAAACUGACCACGACAGACGGGACAUUUUACAAUCUGCCAUCCAAAGUACUUAAACGAUCUACCCUGGAGUUUGUAAUGGAAAUUCUAGCCAUUGUGAUGAAAACUGAAGGGCAAGAUUGGAAUUGGAGUUCUUGUCAACCUGGAGCCGGUCCUCCUCACUUCCAGUACUUUCAGUUCAGUAAAACUAGCUGAUUGACCCAGUCAAUUGUCAAAGGUUCUACAUAUACUCCAAAUCUCACACAACUUAAAGCGUCAGAAUCUUAAUUUUUGGAGCCAAAAGUGUGAAUGUAGUUCAUGAAACAAUGCAGUUGACUAGAGACAAUGCUUGUAUCAUAAUCAUCUGGAUGUACUAACAGUGAGAUGAUAUCAGAGCUAGCUGCUGGGUUCAAAAGAAGGUCUGAUGUCAAAGCUUCUCAAGCUGUUUAUCUUCUGUAGAAUGGCUUCAAGAAUAUGUUAGUUUGUCAGUUUUUGCCUUGGACAAGUGACAAGUAAGCUUACUCGGUAUACUUCAGCAGAUGUCACAGGUGGCAAUAUUAAUUAUCAGUCUCAGACAAAGGAAAAGGUCAAGGCAAAGACAAGGAAAGGACCAAAAAAAAGUUAUGCAGUGUUCUAAAGGAGCAUACCUGGAAGUACCCUAGAUCACGGCAUGCUUUGGCAAUAUCAUCAACCACACGGCAUCGGGUUGCGGAAUCAAGGCUGAGGUGGCCGAGGUUGAUCACCGGCAUUGGCUGCGGAUGCAGGUCAUCCGACGGGAGCAGCUCCUGAGGGACAGUCCUUGACAAGUCAGACAUGUUGGCUGACAAACCACAGCACCAGACACAGAGAGGUCAAUCUACUAUUCAGAAUCAGAACAUGGAAUGGGGUACAACCGUUGUGACUCCAUCUACUUAUAGGAUGCUGAAAUCCCAGGUACGUGAGACACCGCCUCUUGGCUUUGCAGUGCUUGCUCCUUAGGAAUGAAAGUAUAGAAGCGUACAUACACCUGAUGGUCUUCACCUGGACCGUGCUUUGCUCCAAAGGAGAGGUCAAAGCAUAUACACGUCGGGCCAAUCGUCAGCAUUCUGGUCCAGGAGAAGGUCCUGGGCUGGCGCUGCAUGGACGUUCCUGUUGGGCUGUGCACCAUGCAAGUAAAGAAUUGCAAGCAUCAUAGGCUGGAUAGAGCUCCAGCUCCAGGCCUCUCACUCUGCCGCUUUUCUUUGAGUUCUCCAUAGCGUGUUAACAUCGCGGCGGCGGCGGCAGCAUGCAACUGGUGUUUUCUUAUGACCCAAGGUUCACGUGGAUAAUAUUGUUUGGGGGCGACUUGUUUUGCUGAUGUUGCUGAAUUGUUGCCCAGGGGGUUCUCAUGUGGGCAUAACGCCUAAAUGAUUCGUCAGUUAUAUAUGGUGUUGUGGCACAGUGGCACUGGUCCCAAAAAGGGUGCUCUUGGCAUGGUGUGUGUUGACUACUUGACUGCGAGGGGGAGCAUGGUGGUUGAUCUCCAGCCACAUGAGCAGUCGGACGAGCGGUUUUGUGCAGGGUGCUGACCCCUGUCCAGGUUCAGGGUGUUUUGAGUUCGAUGUGCUGACACUCAUGAGAUCAGGAAAUCAUUUACUAGAUGCUGGUGCAGCAGAGGACAGGGACCUUCAUGGGAGGCCGGUUUGUUUGUCAUCAAGGCUCGCGGCCGGUCUAGGUCGGCCCGCGUUUGUGCGCGGCCGGUCGGCUGCCGCCUGACGUCUCCGCCCGCGGGCGGUGGUGGUGCAGUGCACCGUGCACACAGCACGAGCCCCGAGCUCGCGGUCCGCCGGCCCGGAAUCCUGUGCGACUGGGGUGGAUGGCAUGGAUCAUGGGAGCCGAUGGCUCAGAAGCACCGUGUAGCACGUCGGAAUCUGCGGCAGCAGGCAGCGCCCACGGUUUGGUAUUCUGGGUUACAGAUCCGGCUUCACUCACGGGUAGAUGAUCCGCUUAUGUGGGGAUUCAAGGGUUUUCCAACUUCAGAUGCAAUGCUUGGAAGGUGGGUGCUGACAGCAGAAGAUAUAUGCUUCAGGAAUGUAGUCAUGUCUUACGUGUUUCGACUUGGGAAAUGUGUACCAAUCACACGAGGGGGUGGAAUCUAUCAAGAACACAUGAAUGAAGCUCUUGACGUGCUUGUCAAUGGAGGCUGGUUGCAUUCAUUCCCUGAAGGAAAAAUUGCCCAGGAUGAUCAGCCAAUUAGAAGAUUGAAAUGGGGAACUCCCAGUCUUAUUGUCCGAGCACCAAUAACUCCAAUUGUUUUACCAAUUGUUCACUCUGGUUUUGAAAAGGUCAUGCCAGAGAAUUUGUUCUUUGGACGGCGACCACCAGUGCCACUCUGGGGCAAGAAGAUAGAUAUCAUCAUUGGAGAGCCAAUAGAGUUUGACAUGGCAAGCUUGAAGCAAGAGGCAGCAAUGGUACCCCACGAUCCAUCCUCUGUAAGGAAGGGGUGGCCGACCAUUACACCAGGUGGGCUAGACGAGGCUGCACAGAGAUGGCUUUACCAGAAGAUGUCAGAUAAGAUCCAGUCUGUGAUGGAGAGACUGCGGAAAAAACUUCUGAAUCUGAAGCAGCACUGAUCUUUUUGCUCUUCUUCUAUAAGACCAUGGUAGGUUUCUGUUGCUUUUUGCACCUACCCUUGGUUAGGAUUUAUUAACAAGCACUGGUUAUUUCAAUUUAUACACAAAUGGGUGAAUGUCCGUCACAACUGCCAAAAUUAUGAGCCAGAGCUAUUGGAAUAGAAUUAGAGUCCAGAUUGGUACAUGUGUUGUCUUUUAUGGGCAGUAGUUUUGAAUGAUUUCUUCAUUAUUUUACUAUCAACAGUUCAAGUGCCAAUUUUAUUGCGGCAUGAACAAAGCCUUCUACUGUUCAAUUGCAUAGAUCCUCUUUUUG